AUGAUGGAGAAGGUAACCACCACCACCACCACCACGGGCACAACCGCACCCAUGACGGUUAAAGUUAGCCCUGCGGCAAAGAAGACGCUUUUAAUCUUGAAUUGCAUCUUGUUAUCCAUCGGAAACUGUGGUGGCCCAUUGAUUAUGCGGCUCUACUUCAUCCAUGGCGGCAACCGCGUCUGGUUAUCCUCGUUCCUGGAAACCGCCGGGUGGCCGUUCAUCGUUAUUGUCCUCAUAAUCCUCUACUUCCACCGCCGUGCAGCCGGAAAUAACGGAAACAAUAAAAGAACAACGUUCAUCUACAUGCGUCCAAGAUUGUUCUUCGCGGUAGCCUUCGUCGGUGUGAUCACCGGUUUCGACGACUAUCUCUACGCUUACGGCGUCGCCCGCCUCCCCGUCUCCACCUCCGCCCUCAUCAUUGCUUCUCAGCUAGCUUUCACGGCCUUCUUUGCUUACCUUCUCGUGAAACAAAAAUUCACAGCGUAUUCAGUAAACGCGGUGGUGCUUUUGACCGUUGGUGCGGGGGUGCUGGCGUUGCAUACGAACAGUGACCGGCCGGAGGGGGAGACUAAGAAGCAGUAUGUGAUGGGGUUUGUGCUGACGGUGGCGGCGGCGGUGCUGUAUGGAUUUAUUCUGCCGUUGAUCGAACUAACGUACAACAAGGCAAAACAAGCUAUUACAUAUACACUGGUGUUGGAGAUUCAGAUGGUUAUGUGUUUGUUUGCUACUAUCUUUUGUAUGGUUGGAAUGAUCAUCAACAAUGACUUCAAGGUGAUUCCGAGGGAGGCAAGAGAGUUUGAUUUGGGGGAAACCAAGGAUCAUAAUUGCUGUUCUUCUUCCGGUGACAGAGGUAUUAGCUGUUGUUUUUUACAAAGAGAAGUUUCAAGCUGA
Molecule: messenger RNA, 891 nt
Organism: Lactuca saligna
Lineage: Eukaryota; Viridiplantae; Streptophyta; Magnoliopsida; Asterales; Asteraceae
Source: the annotation of a GenBank genome assembly